GUUCUGUUUCUGGGGAAGUGAAACUCAGACAGUUGUCGUUACCGAGAAGUGAAAUGGCGCAGCAAAGAAAUCCGCUGGAGCGAGAGCAAUUGUGCUGUUCGAUCUGUUUGGAUCUUCUGAAGGAUCCGGGGAGUCUUCACUGUGGACACAGCUACUGUAUGAACUGCAUCAAAAACCACUGGGACAAAGAGGAUGAGAAGAGGAUCUACAGCUGCCCUCAGUGUAGAAAGACCUUCACACCGAGGCCUGAACUGAUGAAAAACACCAUAUUAGCAGAUUUAGUGGAGGAACUGAAGAAGACUGGACUCCACGCUGCUCCUGCUCAUCACUGCUAUGCUGGAGCUGAAGAUGUGGCCUGUGACGUCUGCACUGGCAGGAAAUGUAAAGCUCUCAAGUCCUGUUUGGUUUGUUUGGUCUCUUACUGUGAGGAACAUCUCCAGCCUCAUUAUCUAUCACCUGCAUUUAAGAUGCACAAGCUGGUGGAGCCCUCCAAGAACCUCCAGGAGAACAUCUGCCCUCGUCACAAUGAGGUGAUGAAGAUGUUCUGCCGCACUGAUCAGCAGUGUAUCUGUUAUCUCUGCUCUGUGGACGAGCAUAAAGACCAUGACACGGUCACAGCUGCAGCAGAGAGCACGCAGAAGCAGAGAGAGCUGGAUCUGAGUCGAGAAGAAGUCCAGCAGAGACUCCAGGACAUAGACAAAGACAUGAAGGUGCUUCAACAGGAGGUGGAGGCUCUCACUCUCUCUGCUGAUAAAGCCGUGAAGGACACUAACAAGACCUUCACUGAGAUGAUGCGUCUCCUGCAGAAAAGAAACUCUGACGUGGAGCAGCAGAUCAGAUCCAAGCUGGAAACUGAAGUGAGUCGAGUCAAAGAUCUUCAGGAGAAGCUUCAGCAGGAGAUCACUGAGCUGAAGAAGAGAGAAGCUAAACUGAAGCAGCUCUCACUCACACAUGACCACAACCAGUUUCUCCUCAACUACUGCUCACUGUCAGCACUCAGUCCAUCGACACACUCGUCCACCAUCAACGUCCGUCCUCUGGGACACUUUGAGAACGUGACAGCGGCUGUGGCAAAGGUCAGAGGUCAACUGCAGAACUUCCUGACCGAGACAUGGACAAACAUCUCACUGGCUGUGGCUGAAGUAGAUGUUUUACUGACAGAACCAGAGCCAAAGACCAGAGCUGAAUUCCUCAGAUAUUCACAGGAAAUCACACUGGAUCCAAACACAGUAAACACACGGCUGUUAUUAUCUGAGGGGAACAGAAAAGUAAGCUUCACGAAACAUCCGUUUCAUCACACAGACAGAUUCACUGGUAUUUAUCCUCAGGUCCUGAGUAAAGAGUGUCUGACUGGACGUUGUUACUGGGAGGUGGAGUGGAGAGGAAAAGAAGUUUGUGUAGCAGUGACGUACACGGACAUCAGCAGAUCAGCACAUGAAUGUAAAUUUGGAUACAAUGACAAAUCUUGGAGUUUAUAUUAUUGGAGAAACAAUUGUGAGUUUGUUCACAACAGUAUCCAGACUUACGUCUCAGGUGAUUUGUCCUCCAGAGUAGGAGUUUACCUGGACCACAGAGCAGGUCUUCUGUCCUUCUACAGCAUCUCUGACACCAUGACUCUGCUCCACAGAGUCCAGACCACGUUCACUCAGCCUCUCUAUGCUGGAGUCCAGUUUUAUCCUCAUUUUGGAAGCACAGCUGAGUUCUGUAAACUCAAAUAGACUUGAGUUAUCGAAGGAGCAGUUGGUUUAAAGAGUCUUUUUAAAGUGUAGGCUUAUAUUGACAGUUUUUGUGUAGAAGUCUUACAAAGAAUGUACAUACUGCAAAAAAAGGAAGAGCAAUGAGGAUAAUAAAUAAGGCUGGAUAUAUAUAAUUCUGAUGAUCAAGGAUUGGGUUUGAAGCUUCCUAAUAACCUUCAAGAGAUGUUCCAGGACAGGGACGGAAGGUAAAACCUGAGAGUGAGGGAAAAUGUAAACUAUCCUUGUGUACGAAUCACUCUUUUUGAUAUAAUGUGUAUUUCAGUCUGUUUCAGUUUAUAUGCAAACAUAAGUCCUUGUUUUUAGUACAGAAAUGGUGAGGGUCAAGCACAUUGUUGAGUGUUUGUAUAUGUAUAUACUCUUUAUGGAAUUCGAAAAUGUUGAUGCUUUCUGUCUUUGCUUUUUUCAGUUUUAUUGUACUUGUUUUCAUGAC
Solea senegalensis (Senegalese sole) is the source of this 2187-nucleotide messenger RNA. RefSeq names its product E3 ubiquitin/ISG15 ligase TRIM25-like. The coding region runs from base 54 to 1718 and encodes 554 amino acids. The transcript has a single exon. The record is from RefSeq and is a predicted model, not a curated record. Gene Ontology annotation, molecular function: protein binding; zinc ion binding. NCBI's taxonomy places the organism in Eukaryota, Metazoa, Chordata, Actinopteri, Pleuronectiformes, Soleidae.